This is a messenger RNA of Brugia pahangi, 213 nucleotides long. The record is from the annotation of a GenBank genome assembly. NCBI's taxonomy places the organism in Eukaryota, Metazoa, Nematoda, Chromadorea, Rhabditida, Onchocercidae.
AUGUCAAACCCUUUGGAUGAUAUAGCAACGAGGCGAUGUUUCGGUGCACAUGAAGAAUGCGCCCGUGUGCAAUGGAAAAAAGCUGUGGAAGGAGCAGGAAACGAUUCUGAUAAUGAUGAUACUGUCAAUGAUACCAACGAUAAUGAGCAAUGGAACAACAACUGUACCAUCCUGCAAAUAUAUAUCGCCACUGAUUCACUGUCACAACUAUGA